Molecule: messenger RNA, 6264 nt
Organism: Anguilla rostrata (American eel)
Lineage: Eukaryota; Metazoa; Chordata; Actinopteri; Anguilliformes; Anguillidae
Gene: tmprss9
Product: transmembrane serine protease 9
Exons: 16
Coding region: 348-2726 (792 amino acids)
Biological process (GO): proteolysis
Molecular function (GO): serine-type endopeptidase activity; protein binding
Source: RefSeq, a predicted model, not a curated record
GAGGCCUUUUUGCGGUUUACAAGUUACAUCAUAUUGGGCUUCCUUAUGUGUACCUGGGAAUAUCAGAAUAGCUAAGAGGACUAGUGUCUUGUUUAGAAUGGGAUACGGAACUGUAGGAGGGGGUGCUCAAGGGAUUUGUCAGGGCGGUUAGCAGAUACCUGUGUCUGUCAACUUACACGCCCAUCGGCAGGUUGAACACAUAAUAGUGGCCUUGAUAUUUUCAGUAGCUACUUGGAACCGCUUCUCCGUGCCGAAACAAGGAUAUUUUGCCUCCCUUGGAAUAAAAGAACGGCGUUAACGGCAGAAGCACUGCAGGCCUACCGGCAGGGACCGGCUCAUAGGCCACGAUGGAGUUGAAGAAGAAUUUGGACGAAUGGCCCGCAGCUGAGUCCUCUGCUGACCGUGGCAGCUCUGUAUGGUGCAAAAGCAUCAUUCUGGCCUUCAUCCUGCUCUUUCUCAUUAUCGGGGUCUUUGUUGGCCUGUUGAUUGCCUACCUGGUGCAAGAAGAACAUUAUUUCAUGGAGACUGUGGAGCUGAGGGGCCUCAAGUAUGACUCUGUUCUUCAAGAUGAGAUGUCAUCAUUGUCCAUAGUUCUCUCCUCCACCAUCCAGUCCAAGAUCAAACAUGUCUUCAUUGCCUCAUCAAUAGCACCUCAUUUUGUGGGCUGCAAUGUUAUAGCCUUUGGGAACAUCAACGGCAAUGUGAUGGCAACAUUUAGGCUGAUCUUCAGAGCAUCCAAGGCACAGAAGUACUCUGACAAUUUCAUCCAGGACCUCCUGAGAGUGGGCCUGGCUGCCCUGUUCCAUGGGCGCCCCCUGCUGGUGCCAGAUUUUGGGGAGAUCAGCGCUAUCGUCUUGCUGGGAGCCAGUGGGAAGUCUUUCUAUCACAUAGGAGACGAGACAGGCACCUGUCCUGCCAACACCUUCACCUGCGACAACGGAGAGUGCCUCACCAAGCCAAACCCCGAGUGUGAUUUUGUCCCAGACUGCGCCGACGGUUCGGAUGAAGCCCGUUGCUCCUGUGGCACACGUCCAGCCAUGGGCAGCAGAGUGGUGGGUGGGGAGGACGCCCGACACGGAGAGCUCCCUUGGCAGGUCAGCCUGAGGCUCCAGGGCCGACACACCUGCGGGGCUUCUAUUAUCAGCAGCAAGUGGCUCGUCAGUGCUGCCCACUGCUUCGAGAGGUACAGGAACCCAAAGGAGUGGACAGCCCUGAUCGGGGCCAGUCUUGUCAAUGGGGAUGAGUCCGAGUCCAGACUGGUGAAGAUCAAGACUAUCAUUGUGUCCCCUCACUACAACCCUAUGACCACCGACAGUGAUGUCACAGUGCUGGAGCUGGAGAGCCCAGUCACUUUCAGUGCCUACAUCCAGCCCGUCUGCCUGCCAUCCAUCUCCCAUGUCUUCAGCUCGGGGCAGCAGUGUGUGGUGUCCGGCUGGGGAGCCCUCCAUCAGUUUAACAGUGAGCUGCCCCACAAUCUUCAGAAGGCGGUGGUGAAGAUCAUCGAUUCCAAGACCUGCAACAAGUCAAGCGUUUACAGGGGAGCGGUCACCCACAACAUGGUGUGCGCUGGCUUCCUGCAGGGCAAGGUGGACUCGUGUCAGGGUGAUUCCGGAGGUCCCCUGGUGUGUGAAGAAGCUCCUGGGAGGUUCUUCCUGGCAGGGGUGGUGAGCUGGGGGGUGGGGUGCGCUCAGGUCAACAAGCCUGGGGUCUACUCCCGUGUCACCAGGCUCCGGAACUGGAUCUUAAGCCACACCGAGCCAAACCUAGCACUUCCUCUGUCAGAGGCAGUCACUGCACCCACCGCCACGCCGACUGACGCCCACCCUCGAUCUUUGAUCACGCUCCCGGCUCUCCCAGCUGUAAACUGUAGUGGUAACUACAACUGCGGUGCUGGAACAUGCAUCAGCAAAAUUAACCCUGAAUGUGAUGGAGUCACCGACUGCUCUAACAAAGCUGAUGAGAAGAACUGCGACUGUGGGCGUCGUCCGGCCGUGGGGUCCCAGAAGAUAGUGGGUGGUGCGAACGCGCGGAGGGGUGAGUGGCCGUGGACGGGCAGCCUGCAGUACCAGGGCUCCCACCACUGUGGAGCCACACUCAUACACUGCAAGUGGCUCCUGACCGCCGCCCACUGCUUCAAUAGUGGUCCCAAAAUCUCACGCAGCGACCCAAACCCCAGAGGCUGGACGGUGGGUCUGGGCUCCGUGUUCCGGUCUGGGAUCGGGGCUCUGGUCAUCCCUGUGCAGAGGGUCAUCCUGCACCCCAGCUAUAACGGGACCAGCAUGGACUUUGACGUGGCCCUGCUGGAGCUGUCUGUUCCCGCACCGCAGUCCUACACCAUCCAGCCCGUGUGCCUGCCCGCCCCCACGCACCGGUUCCUGAGCACCGCGGAGUGUUACAUCACCGGCUGGGGGGCGCAGAACGAGGGAGGCUCGCUGGCCAGCCUCCUGCAGAAGGCUGCCGUCAGCGUCAUCGAGCAGCACGAAUGCCGGCAGGCCUAUGGCAAUGGGCUGACCCCCAGCAUGGUGUGCGCCGGCUCCGCAGAGGGGGGGAGAGACACCUGCAUGGGAGAUUCCGGAGGCCCCCUAACCUGCCGCGAGCCCUCGGGCCAGUGGUUUGUGGCAGGGGUGACCAGCUGGGGACGCGGCUGUGGCCGAAUUGGCUUCCCGGGGGUUUACACACGAGUCACCGCGGUCAGACACUGGAUAUCCCAAUACCUGCCCUUUUAAAGACAAAACUGAAGAGAAACGGCCUUUAUUGCAGGUCCCGUUCUGGCUGACUUUUAUCCACCUGUAAACCAUUACCUUGCCGUCCGCUUCCUUUGUUCGGGGAAAGCGGCUUUGUGACCUACUGUGUGGAUAUAUCAGAGGUUCGGCGACAACGCCUGCCAAAAUCAGAAAAUUACCAGAACACUGCCGGCUUCUCUACUUGCAGAGGUCAAGAAACAGCAAAUGAAACUAAGGGGGGGGGGGGUUUAAAAGACCACAGUCACACAACAGCCAUUUGCACUCCACUGAAAUCCAGUCCUCCAUUUUAAAAAGCGCUGAAUUACUACUUCAAAGGAUGUGGAUCUUACCUGUGCAAAAUUAGUAAAAAUUGAAUUGUGGGAAUUCAAUAAGUGCAGAAUACAUGUGGUCUAUUUUCAGAAUGAUAUUUACAGAACACUAGCCUGCCCAAUUUUACUUUCACUAGUGUCAUAGAUAACACAUAAGCUGGUGCUGUGAAUCACCUGUUCAAACAUGUGAGCACAGCACACACACAGGAUUUUAGUGUAAGUUCUUUUGUUGCCCUUUUAGAUAAUCACCCCCUAAAGUCUGAUUUCUGUGGUACUGUUUAACAUUCUUCUGACAUCACAAGCAGCAUCAAUGCUUAAUUACAUUAAAAGUAUUUAUUUACUGUACUUAUGUAUGCAUAAUGCUGAAACCAUGUACUUUCCGCAUUAUGCGUAAAUAAAAUGAAAAAGAUCACACUGGAUUCCAUGGCAAAUCAGAAUUGCUGUUUUAGCAGACAAUACCUCAUCAUGUAUGUAAAAUACAGUGUGCCUUCAACUCAAUACUCAAGAAUGUAACCUUGUGUGAAUCCAUUUUUACUCCACACAGAGAAAACAUGUCACGUUUUGAGUGUAUAUGUCAUAUGAUGAAAUGUUUUGAUCUUUAAAUGCAAAUACUGCAGGUGCUGUGGUUGUAAAAUAAAAGUGCCUUUAUUAUGCAACCCCUACAACAAACAAUAACCUGUAAUUCUCAUCAUCUUACCUUUCAAAAAUUGUCUGAAAAAAAAAUCAUCUGCUUCUGUUCUGAACAUGGCACAGGCCUAGUUUAUUUCAGGGUCUGGACAAGCGGUGUCUAGUCAUAUCUGAAAAGGGCCAGUGUGGGCGCAGAUUUUUGUUUUAGCCCAGCACUGUGACACCUGAUUCAACUAACUAACCAAUCAUGGUCUUCAAUCAAGACCUUGAUCAGUACAAUUAGCUGUGUUAGUGCUGAACUAAGAAAAAAACAGCACCCACCCCAGUCCUAUUUGUAAAUAAGACUGGACACACCUAAUUUAGAGGUAGGUUUAAAAAAAGGCUAAAUGAAAAUAGGGGCAAGUAUGGAAUACAGGGUUUUAAUCCGUUUACAUUUAAAAGAUGUUUGCACCCACAGAGUGAAAACUAAACCCCCUAUCUGCCAGGCACCUUUCCUUCACUGGUGCCAUCUUCCCUCUAUGUCAACUGAGUGAAGUGUGUUCCGAGGGAAGACGUUCCCAGAACACUGAUAUACCAAGCACACAAGGCAAGCUGGCUCAAGGCCAACGCCUUUAACCACAGAGGACAACGGGAAAACCGGCUCACCAUUGCGGCUUGCGGGCAGACUGAUAAAUGAAAGCAAUGACUGCGGUAAAAAUGUUUUGUCCCUGGUGUGUAUCCUGAUAUAGGAAUGUUUGUAGGACGGGCCACUGGGUGUCACAUGUACCAAAACAAAGUUGAGCCUGAAAUAUCCACAUGAAUGAGACUGUUUAUACAAUAAAAACAGUAUAAUAAGCCAUUUCAUCCCUCCUGCACAUCACCCCAAAGGGUGCCAGUGUUUUCUCAACAGACAACCUGAGACUUGCAAAAGAGCAUGUACUAAAGGACAUGCCAUUCAGACAAUGGUGACAAUGAGCUAACAAGUCCAGAGGGAUGUUACACAAUAUUUCAUUAUAUAACCGUGCUGUAUUGUAGUCCCUUAAACUCCACAUUAAUCCAGUUUACAGCUAGUGUCCCGUUUUCGGAAUUGAAAAUAAUAUCAAGGAGCAAAAGAAACCUCGUGAAAAGACAACGUCUGCAGAGAGUGUCCACAGCUACAGACGCAAUGUACUGGUGGAUAUCUGCGUGGAAGUUGGCUUGGAGGGUUUGUGGGCGAUACGGCCAGGUUUGAUUUUGCACCCUCAGUGAAGCGUCUUUGCUAUAAGAUUUCAACAAGACUGUGCCAGUACUGGGUCGAUGUGAUGGUUAGAUCCGCGCCCUUUCCCUCUGCAGUCGGGAGUUGUACGCUCGGGAUACGGUGUUCCAAGCAUCCAUGUAUCGAUCCAUGCACAUGGCGAUGCAUUUCUGUACAAACAAAAGUGGCGCAAACAUCAAAUCAAUCAAUAUCUAUCAUAGUAUUAAUUGAUAUUUUGCGAACUAGCAAAGCUUCAUAUCCAUAUGGUGUUCAUAUCAAGCUUACUAACGUUAGGUACAAACUAAAGUGAAAUCAGAAACCAACUUCUAUCCACGCUGAUUUACCUGUUCGGAAUUAUCCAGUGUGCUCCCCGGCUUGCCAAUGCACUUCUUGAAACAUUUAUCGGUCAUUCUCUGCAAAUCACACAUGGCAGUUUAAAGAUUUUAUAAAUGACAGUACUGUUGAACUACGUCAUUACUACUAUCUGUGUCUACGCCUAAAUAACCACUUAAACGUUCUUACAUUGUACAUGUAAUCCUUCCAAACAGACGGACUGAUCGGCGUACUGCCAAUUACAUUACAUUUACAUAGCAGACGCUUUUAUCCAAAGGCAAAGCGACGUACAAAAGUGCAUAUCAUGGUCAUUGGACGACUACAAAACACAGGUUCAAUAAGGUACAAUACUCAUUUCGUACAGCUAUUUAUAGCCAACAGCACAGUUCAGUUCACGCAGUGAACAUUAUUAUUAUGACCUAAUAUAUGCCAAGCCAAACUAGGGAGAAGAACAAGCUACAGUAUUAGGACAAAUACAAAUUACAAAAAGUACUAGAAUUGGGGUACAUGUAGCAUCGGUUACAUGUUAACAUAGUUAUAAAAAAGCGAUAAGCUAACAGUUAACAUACGUAACUGGAAGACUAAUUUGUAACUAUGCAGGUAAACUGCCACUUUACUGGCAGAAAAGUGAACAUUUAGCUGAUCAGUAAAUUUACAGGCUAGAUGAAUUAGUGAAAUUACAAUUCCACCUAUGAAUAUAAUUUAACCAACCAACGCAAUCAUUUAAGUUAACGUUAAUUCAUUGAGAAGACCAGCUAAUUGUUGGAACAAUGUGGGCAAUCCGGAGCCCGGCUUUAGCAUGCGAACAUGCUACUAUUACUUGCCUGUAAGAGCUCUUGUGCAUUCGCCACGGCUAUCUGUACUUUGACUUGUUCCAUUAUUGUCCCAGUGUCCAUUUUACCAGACCCGGUGGUCGAGUUAAAAUCGGAACCAAAGCCAUCCAUCUUAUUCAAUCUAGUACAGUAAAUUGGCUUUUGUAAGCACAAGACACUCAAACUAAAAGUCACACGUGAUUGUAGGUAACUACUGCACCAAGAAA